Molecule: messenger RNA, 1892 nt
Organism: Lontra canadensis (Northern American river otter)
Lineage: Eukaryota; Metazoa; Chordata; Mammalia; Carnivora; Mustelidae
Gene: OGG1
Product: 8-oxoguanine DNA glycosylase
Exons: 8
Coding region: 103-1143 (346 amino acids)
Biological process (GO): base-excision repair; base-excision repair, AP site formation; nucleotide-excision repair
Cellular component (GO): nucleus
Molecular function (GO): damaged DNA binding; 8-oxo-7,8-dihydroguanine DNA N-glycosylase activity
Source: RefSeq, a predicted model, not a curated record
AGCCGGUGUGUGGGCGGUCUUUUAGCCGCGGGAGAGCUGGUACCGAGUGGGCGGGGCCAUUGUGAGGGGGAGACCGGCGUGGUAUUGUUAGCUCGCUCACUUAUGCUAUGCAGCAUGGGGCAUCGAACUCUAGCUUCUUUCCCGGCACUGUGGGCCUCCAUCCCUUGUCCACGCUCGGAGCUGCGCCUGGACCUAGUUCUGGCUUCUGGACAGUCUUUCCGGUGGAGGGAACAAAACCCGGCGCAUUGGACUGGCGUGCUGGCGAACCAGGUAUGGACACUGACUCAGACUGAGGAGCAGCUCUACUGUACUGUGUACCGAGGCGACAAGGGAUGGGUUGGCAGGCCCACACCAGAAGAGCUAAAGACUGUGUACGAGUACUUCCAGCUGGAUGUCAGCCUGGCUCAACUUUAUCACCAUUGGAGUUCCGUGGACCCCCACUUUCAAGAGGUGGCUCAGAAAUUCCAAGGUGUGCGACUCCUGCAACAGGACCCCAUCGAGUGCCUUUUCUCCUUCAUCUGUUCCUCCAACAACAACAUUGCUCGCAUAACUGGCAUGGUAGAACGACUCUGCGAGGCCUUUGGACCUCGGCUCAUCCAGCUUGAUGAUGUCACCUACCAUGGUUUCCCUAGCCUGCAGGCCCUGGCUGGGCCAGAGGUAGAGGUGCAGCUCAGGACGCUGGGCCUGGGGUACCGUGCCCGCUAUGUGAGUGCCAGUGCCCGAGCCAUCCUAGAAGAACAGGGCGGGCUGCCCUGGCUGCAGCAGCUGCGCAAGGUCCCCUACGAGGAGACCCACAAGGCCCUCUGCACCUUGCCCGGGGUGGGCACCAAGGUGGCUGACUGCAUCUGCUUGAUGGCCCUAGACAAGCCCCAGGCCGUGCCUAUAGAUGUCCACAUGUGGCAGAUCGCCCAGCGUGACUAUAGCUGGCACCCCACCACAUCUCAGGCCAAGGGUCCAAGCCCCCAGGCUAACAAGGAACUGGGAAACUUUUUCCGGAGCCUGUGGGGACCUUAUGCUGGCUGGGCCCAAGCAGAACCCAGAGCUGCCACCAAGAGCAGUGUCUUUUCCACACACUGUUGGCCAGAAGUGAAAAGAUGGGCCAGACUGGGCUAUGGCAAGUCUGCCAUGGAGCUAGAACUCUAGGAAACAGGAAGCAGUGAUCAACUGACCAGAGGAAGUACCACCCUGGAUUCAGCUUCCCCAGCCAGCCAGUCCCAAGAGAUGAGAGACGGUGUCCUGCCUAGAGCCCCUGGUGUGCGAUCCCACUCCUUGGAUUGGACCUGGUUCCCAGGAGGGGCCUGACCACCCAUCCCAGAGGCAGAAACUUCUAGGAAAGGAGACAUGAUAAGUUCUAGAGGCAGAGUUUUAAACCCCACCUGGAGGCUUGGCAAGUAAAGCCUUUGAAGGUCCACAGACACACCCAGACACACCAAUCUCCACCCUACCUCUGAACCAAAAUACCUGCCCCCAGAUUCAGUAUAUUCCAUACCCAGAUACCCCAACAGCUGAUCAUACAUGUACACCCAGACAUCAGCAUAAAUGUCCACACACACACUCCCCCAGACAGCCUCACAGCCAAACAUCCCUCCCACAGUUCCCUCUUACACCCCUCCAAAACACACAUCUGCACACACACACAUUCUUCACCUAUGUACUGGACAUCCCAGAUUCACUCAUACCCUUCAUCCUGUUUCUGUAUACCCUAGAAACUCCUGUGCUCCAAACCGCACCCCAACUCCUGACACACCUAACUUCGGACACCCUCAAUACACAAUCAUAUAGCCUCAACUCUUAGUACCCUUGAGCCAGAUACCAGCAUGUCCAACACCUGGACACACAUUUACAAGAAAAACACUGACUCCCAGACACCCCAACCCAUAAAGAUGCCCUUA